AUGGAGGCAACUGCUAAGGGCGGUGAUGCUGAUACACAGGAGGAUGGCAUUAAAUGGCAGAAGUUUGAGUCACAGAAUAUUGUUCAUAGAUUGAUAAACCGAGAAUUGCAGCACAGCAGCCGGGGAACAGUUUUUGUUGACGCUCGAAAAUUUUACCUUCAUGUUGUGCCUAAUUAUAGCAUUCUUAAUGUCGACAAACCACCUUGUUACCUGCGCAAGUUUUCUCCUAAUGGAAAACACUUCAUCGCUAUAUCCUAUGACCAGACAUCUUUGGAAGUCUACGAAUUUCAAGGGUCAGAAGCUGCCGGCCGCCUGAUAGAAAAUAUCAAGGGUGACGUCAUCCCAGGACCAGAAAACAAUGAGGGCAAAUCAAUACACGUCCGUGGCAAAGUCUUCUCCCAGUUCCUCCACAAGCGGCAUGUUGUGCGAGUGACUGGGGGAGAGGAGGUGCUCAACAGGGAGUGUAGUUUGUUUACAGACGACAGCCGAUUUGUCAUCGUAGGAUCCUGUCAUCAGCUACCAGAGGACAGCGGGUCAAGGUUCUAUGAUGUGUAUAGAAACAAUGAGUGUAUAACUCCAAACAACAGAUUGGUUCCUGAGGAUUACACACUUUUUAUUAUAGAUCUGAAAGCAGGUGUUGUCUGCGACCAGAGGCGCUUCCGCCUGGACAAGAUCUACCUGUCCCACAAUCAAGGUAUCUGCUUGUACGGAAACAUCCUGACAGUGCUGUCGGUGCAGCAGCAGGUGAUUCACGUGUUUCACAUCUCUCCGCAAGGAACUUUUGUUGACAUUCGAACUAUCGGCAGAUUUUGUUAUGAUGAUGAUGAAGCUUUUUACAGAGAGACUUGCCAUCUUUAUCCACCUACAAGCAACAGAUCCUACAACAUAUUUGAUCAGUCAAUCAACUCCUUGAAGCACAGACUGUUGGUGUAUUUGUACAAGGCAGCCAGCAACGGUCACCUGGACCAAGGAGUCAGAUCUUUCUAUUGGGCCAUGAAUGACAUCUUGAAUCUGCGAAUGGGAAAACUGCAGUUGUUGGAUGAGGAACACCUGCUCAUCAAGUAUGCUAUAGAAGAAGUCGUGACUUUCAGAAACGGUGAUCCAUUCAACAUGCCGUCCUUGUUUGUUGUGUACAACAUGAAUACAACUGAGAUUCUAGGCGUUUAUGAACAUACGUCACCUGAACUUCUGGAGCUAAUGGAAAAUUUCCAUGAUCAUUUCCGUAAUUCGUGGCUUCACCUGCAACCUCAGUUUCCUUCGUCUCCAUCAUCAUCAGUCCAUGCCAGACGCAUUCAGCAGAUUUUCAAAUGGACACUGAUUGUUGCCAAGAAUGGUGGACAGAGAGAAGCCAUAUCUCGUAUGCUGACACAGCUGCCAAUCAGUGCCCAGUCAUACAGUUGUUCUCCAUACUUGGACUUGGCAUUGUUUAGUUAUGAUGACAAGUGGGUGUCACAGUUAGAGAGGCCCAAAACUUGCAGCGACCACCCCAUUAGGUUUUUCACUCGUGACUCUGGCAUGCUUCGUUUCAAAAUGACUACUGGGGCAACAGAGAGACAGUUGCCGCCAAUCAACCGCCGUCUGGUAGCUUUCAUAUUUCAUCCAUUUGAGCCAUUUGUGAUUAGUGUUCAGCGAACUGCUGCAGACUACAAAGUGAAUUUUCACAUUCGCAAAUGUCCCGCAUGA
Candidula unifasciata is the source of this 1683-nucleotide messenger RNA. The record is from the annotation of a GenBank genome assembly. Lineage: Eukaryota; Metazoa; Mollusca; Gastropoda; Stylommatophora; Geomitridae.